AUGGCCGAGGGAGACAAGAAGAAGGUGGCCAAGAGGAAGCAUGGCAGCCGUAACCCCGUCCUGGUGCGGGGCAUCGGCCGCUACUCCCGUUCUGCCAUGUCUGCCCGCCGUGCCAUGUACAAGAGGAAGACCAAGGCACCUGUGACCAAGAUUGAGAAGAAGCUGAAGGCCAAGGCCCCCACCAAGGCCACCAAGCCAGUUGGUGGAGACAAGAAUGGAGGCACCCGUGUGGUCAAGCUGCGCAAGAUGCCCCGUUACUACCCCACAGAGGAUGUGGCCCGCAAACUGAAGAGCCACGGCAUCAAGCCCUUCAGCAAGCACACCCGCAAGCUGCGUAGUGCCAUCACUCCUGGCACUGUGCUCAUCCUGCUCACAGGACGUCACCGCGGGAAGCGUGUGGUCUUCCUUAAGCAGCUGGGUAGUGGUCUCCUGCUUGUCACUGGCCCUCUGGCCAUCAACAGAGUGCCACUGCGCAGAGCUCACCAAAAGUUUGUCAUCGCCACCGCCUCCAAGGUGGACAUCUCAAGCAUGAACAUCCCCAAGACCCUGACGGACACCUACUUCAAGAAGAAGAGGCUGAGGAAGCCCAAGCACCAGGAGGGAGAGAUUUUCGACACUGAGAAGGAGAAGUACUCUGUGACAGAACAGCGUAAAGAGGACCAGAAGGCUGUGGACUCCCAGUUGCUCCCCCUCAUCAGGAAAGUACCACACAUGAAGGACUAUCUGCGCUCACAGUUCUUCUUGUCCAAUGGUGUCUACCCACAUAAACUGGUCUUCUAAGUGAACUCCAAUAAAACGCUGUCUUUUUCCAACGAAA
Alosa alosa (allis shad) is the source of this 817-nucleotide messenger RNA. It is a transcript of the gene rpl6, whose product is annotated as ribosomal protein L6. Gene Ontology annotation, biological process: translation. Gene Ontology annotation, molecular function: structural constituent of ribosome. Gene Ontology annotation, cellular component: ribosome. NCBI's taxonomy places the organism in Eukaryota, Metazoa, Chordata, Actinopteri, Clupeiformes, Clupeidae. Bases 1 to 780 code for a protein of 259 amino acids. The record is from RefSeq and is a predicted model, not a curated record. The transcript has 6 exons.